This is a messenger RNA of Helobdella robusta, 1650 nucleotides long. RefSeq lists its product as hypothetical. The transcript has 3 exons. The coding region runs from base 1 to 1650 and encodes 549 amino acids. Lineage: Eukaryota; Metazoa; Annelida; Clitellata; Rhynchobdellida; Glossiphoniidae. Gene Ontology annotation, biological process: muscle organ development; positive regulation of myoblast differentiation; regulation of transcription by RNA polymerase II. Gene Ontology annotation, molecular function: RNA polymerase II cis-regulatory region sequence-specific DNA binding; protein dimerization activity; DNA-binding transcription factor activity, RNA polymerase II-specific. The record is from RefSeq and is a predicted model, not a curated record.
AUGUUGACAAAAAUUAGCAACAACAACAUCAACAACAACAUCAACAACAACAAUAAUAAUAAUAACGAUAAUAAAAGUAUUGACCAACAACAACAACAACAACAACAACAUUUGAGUAUCGAUACACCAGCAAUUUACGCCGAUACAACGUCCUCUCCUUACUACUCGAUGUCACAGAAACCAACAACAACAACAUCAACAACACAUUUUUUCAACAACAACAACAACAACUUAAAUUAUUACUACAAUCUUCUUGAAAGUAACAACAGUUACAUUAGCGAUACAUUACUAACAACAACAACAACAGCAUCAACAACAACAAAUUCGCCACCAGGAUAUAACACGCUUUUGUUGAAAAAUCUUCACAACAACAACAUCAACAACAACGACAACGAUGACAAUAACGACAACAUAGAUAACAUCAACAACAAUGUAGAUAGUUACAGCAACAACAAUUUUCGAAUAUCAUUAUUAUUUCCUGGUUUAAAUUAUAGCAACAACAACAACAGCAACAUAAACAACAACAACAACAAUGCAAAUGAUUGUGUUUCUUACUAUGGCGACUACUUUUACAACACAACAUGGACUCCAACAAUCAACAACAACAACAACAACAACAAUUGUCAACAGAAUUUUCUAGAAAACGCGGCUAGCGACUACUAUCGCUACUACAGCAGCCACAACAGCCACAACAUCAACAACAACAUACCGUCAUUAUAUUUUAAUGAUUUAUAUCAAAAAUACGAUCACAACAACAUCAACAACAACAUCAUCAACAACAACAACAUCAACAACAACAACAUCAACAACAUCAACAAAACUAAAAAACUAUCAAUCACAACAAUUGAUGAUGACGAUCCUGAUGGCCUUGAUACCGGUGAUGAUGAUGACGAUGACGACAUUGACUUCAACAAAAAUGUUGAGUGCGGUGAUGAUUGCGAUCUCAACAGCAACAUCAACAACAUCAACAACUACUACUACAACUACCCACAGCGACAACAACACUACCAUCAUCAGCAGCAGCAGCAACAACAGUUACUUCUACUACCACAGCCACACAACUACAACAGCAGCAACGACAUCUUCCAUCAUUACGCAACGACGACAACAACAACAACAUCAACUAAACAACUAUUAUCAUCAUCAUCAAAAGCAUCAUUAUCAGCAUCAUCGACAACGAAACACACGACUACUACAACAAUGUCGCGACAGCCACAAAAUUUUUGUCGCACGGACGACCCUUGCUUAGCCUGGUCUUGCAAAAGCUGCCGACGGCGACGGACCACCUCGGCCACAGAUCGCCGAAAGGCCGCCACAAUGAGAGAGAGAAGAAGGUUGAAGAGGGUGAACGAGGCUUUUGAAGCCCUCAAGAGGAGAACCUGCCCCAACCCGGCCCAAAGAAUGGCGAAGGUUGAAAUCUUAAAAAGUACAAUCGACUACAUCGAAAAUCUCGAAGAGCUGGUCACCCUUGCAAAGAAAUCGAACCCGAAUAUCAAGCUACCGACCAAGUCGGUACAUCCCUACGGCAACAACAACAACAAUAAUAAUAACAACAACAACAAUAAUAAUAACAGCAACAUUGACAAGCAUGUUAAUAAGAAGGCAUACGAAAAUUGCCAUAAAGAAAUUAACAACAACAACAAACAAUAA